Messenger RNA from Pisolithus orientalis, 1446 nucleotides. Its product is annotated as MFS general substrate transporter. NCBI's taxonomy places the organism in Eukaryota, Fungi, Basidiomycota, Agaricomycetes, Boletales, Pisolithaceae. The record is from RefSeq and is a predicted model, not a curated record. Gene Ontology annotation, molecular function: transmembrane transporter activity. Bases 1 to 1446 code for a protein of 481 amino acids. Gene Ontology annotation, biological process: transmembrane transport. The transcript is spliced from 7 exons.
AUGGCUACCGAUGAAAGCACUCCCCUACUAAAAAAUUCGCAAACGAAGGCGAAGACACCCCUGCCAAAAACACAACUGGGGCUUGUCUUGUUCGUCCUUGCCACUGAGCCUAUGUCCUCACAAUACAUUUACCCGUUCAUAAAUCAGCUAAUAAGGGAGGUAGGCGUUACGGGUGGCGACGAUCGCAAGAUAGGAUACUAUGCUGGCACUAUCGAAUCCCUGUUUUUUGUCACCCAAGCACUGACGGUCUUGAGCUGGAGUCGGAUAUCCGACUAUGUCGGCCGCAAGCCUGUAUUACUUGUCGGCCUCAUGGGUCUGAGCAUAUCCAAUUUGUGUUUUGGACUAUCCAAGACGCUCUGGGCGCUCAUUGCGAGUCGAUGUAUUGCCGGAGCCUUGAACGGUAAUAUCGGGGUGAUGAAAAGCGUCAUAGGCGAAAUAACAGACGACACCAAUAUGGCCCAGGCAUUUGUGCUUAUCCCUAUCGUUUUCUCUACUGGUGCUUCAAUCGCUCCCCUUUUUGGGGGCGGGUUGGCGAAGCCGCAUGACCAUUGGCCCGAGCUCUUCUCAGGGUCGUUCUGGAUUCGAUACCCGUACUUCCUCCCUUGUCUCGUAUCCGCGUCGUUCGCUGCCUUCUCAUUCUUCAUAACUGCACUACUUUUGGAGGAGUCGCUGCCAUCGAAGCGACAUGGGAAUAGCCCUCAGCCAGAGAUACCUUCAAUAGAUACUCGGAUUGGCACACCGGGUGGCAAAGAUACUUCCCCAGUACCAAUUCGUGCUCUACUCAAAACCUAUUCGGUGAUGAUACCCGUCGCAAAUUAUGGUAUACUGGCUCUUGUCGACAUUGGUUUUUUCGCUCUUGUACCCUUGUUUUACGGAGCCCCUAUCGAAAUUGGGGGAUUGGGAUUGUCACCAUUCGCCAUUGGCGUGUGCUUGACGGCAUUUGGCUUUGGCAAUGGCCUGCUUCAAAUGCUAUUUGCGGCUCGGGCAGUAGAUCGUUUCGGUGCAAGAAGGGUAUUUUGUUCGACCGUACUUGCAUUCUUCCCCACAAUUGUUACAUUUCCGAUUAUGAGUUGGGUCAUCCAUGUUCAAAAGGAAGUUGGCCCAGCCAUCUGGAUGCUCAUCUUUGCUCAGCUACUCUCGUGGUCAGUAGUUGAUAUGUCCUAUGCUAUUAUCUCUUUAUUUGUCACGAGGGCUUCGCCGAACAAGCACUCGCUUGGUACAGUGAAUGGUCUCAGCCAGACUACGGUAUCGAUUGCAAGGGCAAUGGGGCCAGCAAUGUUCACAUCACUAUUUGCGUUCUCAAAAGAAUACAACUUACUUGGAGGAAAUCUGGUAUAUAUUGUGCUUCUGGUCCUUUCGUGUUUGUUAGCCUUCUUGUCGAAGCACCUUCCGGAGUUGAAGAAAGACAGUAAAAACAGGAGUACACACUCGGAAUCGAUACCGUGA